GCGGAGCGACAGGUCUCGGGCCCCCAGGCGGAGCGGCGGGCGCCGGACCCCCAGAUGGAGCGACAGGUCUCGGGCCCCCAGACGACAGCGGCGGGCACCGAGCCGACCAGGCACGACAGUCGGGCACCGAGUCGUCUGGCGGAGACUGCGGGCACCGAGUCGUCUGGCAAGGCACUGCGGGCACCGAGUCAUCUGGCAAGACUGCGGGCACCGAGUCGUCUGGCAAGACUGCGGGCACCGAGUCGUCUGGCAAGACUGCGGGCACCGAGUCGUCUGGCAAGACUGCGGGCACCGAGUCGUCUGGCAAGACUGCGGGCACCGAGUCAACUGGCG
This is a messenger RNA of Staurois parvus, 333 nucleotides long. NCBI's taxonomy places the organism in Eukaryota, Metazoa, Chordata, Amphibia, Anura, Ranidae. The record is from the annotation of a GenBank genome assembly.